GUAAAAGUGAUAAAUAAAAUACUAAAAGUAGUAAAAUAAAAUAGAAUAGUAUAAAAAAGAAUAGUAAACAAAGAAUAAAAAAAUAAAGAGAGAAAAAUUUCUUUCCUUUCAAAAAUAAUAUGUGUUCGCAAAAGAUUUUCAUGAUAUUAUUAUUCAGUGUGACGUUGAAUUUUGAAUUUAACAAUGGAUACAAAAUCCUUGGCAUUUUUCCAUUUCCGGGGAAAAGUCAUUUUGUGAUGUUUGAACAAAUAAUGAGGGAACUUGCGCGAAAGGGACAUAAAGUAGAUGUCAUAAGUCAUUUUCCUUUAGAAAUUCCCCAAGAAAAUUACCGUGACUUCAGUAUUAAAGGCACUGCUCCAGAAACACAAAAUAAUGUCACAUUUCAAAUGAUAGAAAAUAUAUCGCAAUUUUUUUGGAUCAGAGAUUUCUUACAAGAGGAAAUGAAUGCACUUUGUGAUAUUCUCGGACAUUCUGUGUUGCAAGAUUUUAUUAAAGGACCACUCAAAAAAACAUCCUACGAUCUUAUUGUUGUCGAAAUCUUCAUGAAUCCUUGCUUUCUGGCAUUUGGGCACCACUUCAAAAUUCCAAUAAUCGGAGUGACAAGUAGUAGUCUCUACGAAUGGAUGAAUGAACCUUUUGGCAAUCCAUUGAGUACAUCAUUAAUUCACCAAUCGAAAAAUGACUCAUUUAUUGUAAAUUUUUUCAAGAGAUUAAUCAACACUGCCAGUACAAUACACGCGAAAUUAAUGUUCGAUCAUUAUUCGCAAGAGCAGAAUAAUUAUGUGAGAAAAUAUUUUAAUGAUGAAAAUUUUCCCAAUAUUAAUCAACUCGAAAAAAGUGUUGCUCUAGUUUUGGUCAAUUCACAUUAUAGUUUAACGGGCGUCAAACCAUUGACAACAUCAAUUGUGGAAGUUGGUGGAAUACAUAUUCAGGAAGACGAAGAAAAAUUGCCCGAUGAUAUUCAAAAAUGGCUGGACAAUAGUAACAAUGGAUGUAUUUACAUAAGUUUCGGAUCAAUGGUUCUUUUUGAAACAUUUCCAAGGCAUUUAAUUGAAGCCUUUUACGAAGCAUUUCAAAAUUUACCACAAUUUCGAUUUUUAAUCAAAAUUAAAAAACCCGAUGAUUUAAAAUUGAAACUUCCAAGCAAUGUCAAGACAUUCUCUUGGCUUUCGCAAUCACUUGUAUUUAAAUACAAAAAUAUGAAAAUAUUUAUAACACACGGGGGAAUGAUGGGAGGAUUGGAAUCAAUUUUGAACGGAAUACCAAUGAUUGGAAUACCAUUGUUUGCGGAUCAAUUAUCGAAUCUGGAAAAUUUGGUUCAAAGAAAAAUUGCCAUUUCCUUAGAUUGGAAAACUUUGAAUGGCGAACAACUUAUAAAUGCCAUAACGGAAAUUUUUCAAAAUUCUGUGUACAGAAAAAAUGUAAAUAAAUUAUCAAAAUUAUACAAGGAUCGACCAUUGAGUCCUUUGGAAACAGCAACUUUUUGGAUUGAAUACAUUGGAAGAAAUGGAAAUGUACUUCAAUCGCCAGCUACAAAAUUACAAUGGUGGCAGUUGGAACUUUUAGACGUUUAUGGAUUUUUGUUACUAAUUACUUUUGCAAUAUCCUACACAGUGUAUUUCAUUGUUGUAAAAUUAUUUAAAUUCUUUAUUUUUAUUACGUUUACCAAAAAUUUAGAGUCAAAAAAGAAGCAAUAAAAAA
This is a messenger RNA of Leptopilina heterotoma, 1701 nucleotides long. RefSeq names its product UDP-glucosyltransferase 2-like. The coding region runs from base 120 to 1697 and encodes 525 amino acids. Lineage: Eukaryota; Metazoa; Arthropoda; Insecta; Hymenoptera; Figitidae. The transcript has 5 exons. The record is from RefSeq and is a predicted model, not a curated record. Gene Ontology annotation, molecular function: UDP-glycosyltransferase activity.